AUGUCAUCAGCUGCAACUGCUUCUAGAAGUUUAGAAAUUAUCAGUAGUCUAAUAUCUCCCUUAUCUGAAAUACACAGUAUUACAGAUGCUGCUAAAGAAUCAGUUUCAGAGUCUAAAGAAGUCAGUAGCACACUAUUCAAUAAUUUACCCCAGCCACUCAGAGCUCUUCACCAAUCACUGACUAUCAUUGAAAAAUGUAUAGACAUGGAAAGUGACAGUAAAACUCUUGUCAAAAAAACUUGUGUUGCAUUUAUUGAAACUUGUGGCAGUGAAGUACAAAAAUUGGUUUCAGAUAUUAAUUCUGUAACAGCUACAGACUAUUUGCAGACUGAAGACAAAAUUUUAACCGAAAUAGAAUCUUUGAAUAAUGAAAUGAGUACUGUUAUUAAGUUAUCGGCAGACACCAUAAAAGCUCGAAAUUUGCUUAGCGAGGCAAGUGAAAUAAAAGUUGAAGAACCUACCCAAGAAAUAAAACAUCUGAGGGAUACGCAAAAAGCGGUGUUUGAAUUAAAAAGUCCUCUUAUGUCUCUUCUUUGCAUAGCUGAAAGUGCUGAUAGUGGUAAAAUUGUAGAUAUUGCUAAAGUUCGUAAUAGCGAAGUGAUACUUAAUGAUAUGUCCGCAUCUAUACAAGAUCUGCAAACUGCUUUGGAACAAAUUGAAACACUAUCAGUUAAAGAAUCAAAUACCGCUUUACAAAAAUACAAUACUGAAAUUAUUGAAACGGUUAUGGAAUCGGUUGUUAAAUUAAGAAGUUCUUUUGAGCAAUUAUCCACAGAACCCGAAGGUGAAGAUAAAAACGUUCUGAAACAAGCAGUAUUAUCAAUAAAAGAGAACCUAAAUAAAAUAUCAUCUCAAAUCCAAGUUAUUGAAAAGAAUGUUGGCGUUUUUGAUAUUUUACAAAGUGAAAACAAAUUGGAUGCAUUACAAAAGAUGGCACAAAUUCUUAUUGCAUUAGAAAACAAUCUACCAAGAUUGGAAUCCAUGCCGGAAGUUAAGAAUCAUCUGACUAUGUUUCAUAAAAACUUAACUAAAGUAUUAGAAAAUGUAAUAGAGAGCAAUGAAUCUAAAAAAUACUUUACUCUUAUGGAAAUUUGCGACGCUGUAAACAGAAUUAAUGCAUCUAUUAAAAAUCUUGAUGUUGAUAACGUUUUGCCUUUAGCUAGCCUUAACAAUACUUUACGAAUAAUCCAAGAUCAGUUCAUCACAAAUGUUUUUGAUUCCGAGCUCAAUUGUGCACUUCUUACGAACAUUUCUGAUACUUUGGUUGGAAUUCAGGAAUGUAUUAAUACAGCCGUAGAAACAAGUGUACAAAUAGAUUCCGAGCAUAUUCAAGAUAUUGCUCCUCAUAUAUACAAUGAAACCAAAGCUAAAGUUGUUAUCGAACAUAUUGAUCAUGCAAUAGCAGCUAUCGAAAAUGUAAAGGCAUUAGAGUCGACUCAAGAAUUAAAAACAAAUGUUGCUCCGACAUUGGAAAACAUUUGUCCUAUUUUAGAAGAGCUCAAGCGGACUGUAGCCUCUAUCAAAGCCAAUGGAGUAGAUGAAGAAUAUAUUUCAGACAUUUCAGAUGCUUCAUCGUUUGUCCAAACCUUUGCUACACCACUUUGUGAAUUAAAUCAAAAUAUUAUUGUUCUAAAUCAACAGAUAAUUGAAAAUAUUGAGAGUAUUAAGCAAAACAGUGAAAUUGUGAGUACAGUAGCUGAACCACUUCACGAAUUGCAUACAACAUUAGAAAUCUUACAGCAGGAUGUAAUAUCCCAAUAUGGUGAAGAUAUUGUACCGUAUGAUGUCAGCGUCAACAUGGCCAGCGCAGUCCAAAAUCUACAAAGUUGUAUUGUGAUGAUACAAGAACAAGCGGGUAUGGAAGCAGCAGAUGAAAUGUCCACUUUGGAAGAUAUAUCAGGAAUAAAGACUACUGCGGAAACUAUAGCAUCUGAUCGUUUGAUUAUACCAGCUACCGAGGAAAUCGCUGUUGAACAGACGAUUCUACCUUUCAACCAAGAAUUGCAAACAACGGCUACAGCUCAAGCUCUACAAUUGUUAAAUGAACAUAUCACUGUUUUACAAAAUCCAGAAAUUAUUGACGCUCUCGAUACUCUAUCUGAAGUUAGUGAUUAUUCUAGCUUAAAAUCAUUCGUUAUAGGUUUAGGUGAACUUCACUCUGGAAUUGAAGAAGUACUACACCCCCUUCUAAUGGAAGGCUCCCAUGAAAUAACUAAUUUAAUUAAUCCUUCAAAACUUAUAGCUAUUGCUGAACCAAUGCAGGAGCUGCAGCAAAGUUUGUCGGUAUUAGACACAAGCAACAUUCCAAUUUAUGAAAAUUUGUUAGAAAUGCCGACGGAAAGAAUACAUUCCGUGAUUCAGAACGUAUCUGAAUUUAAAGAGCAUUUAGAUAAGUGUAUGCUCGCUAUGUUUCCUGCUAUGCAUACUGCGGACAGUACUGUGGAAAUAGCAAAUAAAGUCGGUGCUUUGAGAGAAGUUUGUGAGCAUUUAAAAGACAUUAUUGAAACUACUAAAGCCGAAGAACAGAUUGCUGUCCCAGAAGAAGUUAUAGCAUUGAAACGGACAGUUGAAAGUUUACUAGAUGCCACUGAUGUUUCUAAAGGAAUCAAAAUCGAUCAAGUUAAGUGCAUAACAGAAGAAUUAUACGAAAAAGUGGGAGUAGUCCAAGAAGAACUCAUUCAAUUUACUCCACAAGCCCCAGAAAAGCUGGCACAAGAAGCAAAAUUAAUUCAAACCAUUGAUGAAGUUCAAAGCAAUAUCGCAGUAUUGGAACAGUAUGAUUUCGUAGACCUUUCUCGUGUCUCAGAUUUGACCUGCACCUCUCCACAAAUGGCGGCUGAAAUUGAAUCCGACUCUUUAAUGCUAAUGGAAGAUAUAGUAGAUAGUGCUGUGAACGUCGUGCAAGAUUCAACACAAGAUAUGCCAAUUGCUGACCAGAUGAUUGUAGAAGAUUUCUAUAAAACAUGUAAAAGUGAAUUUACUAUCAUGCGAUGUCUAAUAUCUAAAGCUACAUCUCAUAAAAAGAUAAUUAGAUUGCUGCAACAAUUCAGCUCUUUACAAAGUACAAUUAAUGACUUUAAAGUAAAAAAAUCGGAACUUAACUUGACAGAUGAUGUCAAUGGCUGUUUGGCUACGUUUCUUAUUCAUGCUGAAGAUUAUCUGCAAAAUGUUCGAACUUGUCUCGAAAAAAUUGUUAAAUCUCAAUCAAAACUGUUGAUAGAAGUUCCUUUAUCUAAAUUUGAAAAUUCUGCUCUCAUCCUAGAUGCAAUUAAAGAAACAAAGCACAAUGAGCAAAUUAGUGAAAUAGUAAACAAGUUUGUUGAAAUUUUAGAGAUUGCUAAGCCUUCUUUGCAGUUUGUGCAAACCGACAUUCUUGAAGAAAUUAGAUGUCCUAAAUCCGAUGCAGUUGACGACAACAUUUUACCGAAUAAGAUCGAAGAAUUUGCAACAUACGUUGAAGUGGUAAAAAAUAAUAAUAAAGAUGUCAGUGCCAAAGAGAUACUCGAUAAAAUUUCAACGUGUAUCUCGAAACACAAUGACUAUAAAGAUGCAACUGGCACAGGCAAGGCGUUGAUAAUACUAAAGUGUUUAUCUGACUGUACGGAUAUUAUACAAGAAGGUUUGCUAGAAGUUAAAACACCAAAACACAAAUUAGAGGAAGGUCCUUUAAAAGCAGUUUUGACAGAAAUGUUGGAACCACUUCAAGCACUACAUAAUCAAUUAACAAAUGUUCAAGAACAAGUACUUAAAGGUGUUGACGAAGAUUCGAUAUCGGUCGACAUAACAACAACAGAAUCUCUAGUUCAAACCAUGACAGAGAAACAUAAGGAAAUGAUGGAGCGGAUAGAAACCGAGGAAGCCAUUGCCAAUGAAGAGAUAGCUUUAAUCAUGGAAGUAGAUAAAGAGAUACACUCUAUAAAUGACAGCUUGCGAUCCAUUGAAGGCGUCCAGGUUGCUCAGGUCGUAAAAGAAUUAACAAAGCCAGUAGAAGAUAUUGAAAAGUCAAUGCAUGUUAUUUUGAGUUCAGAAAAAGCAAACGUUUACACUGAAGAUACACUUCCUACAGAAAAAUCUAAACAAUUAAUUCAGCAUAUUGAUCAAUAUAUUGAGUUGAUUGAAAUAGUUGAAGAAAUAUCAGCUAUCAUUAAAAUUGAUGACAUAAAAGAAACCAUUGACAUUGCAAAAGAGCUUCGAGAAAGUAUAGUGGCAACAGAAACAAUUGCAGAAAAUGAUGAAACCCGUUACAAGUUGAUAGAAGUUCGUCACGAACAAAACAAGUUAGCGAAAAAACUGCAAACAGCGUUGUCAGCAUUGCAAGUUCAAGUAUUCGAACGUGCGCAAGAAUUAGCUCCUGACCUAAGUACAGAAGUUUUGCAGCGAAUUGCUCAAGUUGCUGCUCAGUUGCAAGCAGAUUUGGUCGCUGUUACUGGUAUCCGAGUAGCAGUACAAGCACCUUAUGAAUCUGUAGAUGAAAGUGUCAAAACAAUCGAAUCUGUUGAAGGUCACUCAGCCGCUACCACAACAGAAUUAGCAAGGGCAGCUGCAGGAUCCGAGCCUACUGUUAUGGAACAGACUGGAGUAUUUGAUCAAUUAUUAUCGUCAGAGCAGUUAGUUGUAACAACAGAAAUUUUGGCUAAGACAAUCGCUGUAACUAAAGAAAUUACUGCCUCAGAAGAAGUAAAACCUAUAGAGACGGAAAUAGUAACAGAAAACAUUCUGCCUGAAACCGAUCAAGCUCUAGCUAUCGAAGGUAAAGAAGUUGUAGCUGUUGAAGAAACUGAAUCUCUUACAAUAAAAGAAGUUCCCGAAGAAGAUGCAAAGUUAAAUGUGUCUGAAAUAGACCAAGUUCAGGAAGUAAGAAUUACAAAACCGUUGAUAACGGAGUCUGUAAGUGCCGUUGUUAUUGAAGAUCUUGGGCCUGAGUUACAUGUAGUAGACGAUAAAAAGCUGCCUGAAGUUGGACCAAGUCAAACUGCAGAAAUACACGAGGCUCCUAAAGCGUCCAUAGAAAUGUUAGUUCAGCAUAUAGAUCAACUUAUAUCUGAUGAUUUAACUGAAGUGAUAAAUGAGCUAUCAAAUGUAAUUGAGAUUGAAGAAUUGAAACAAUCAAUUCGUAUUGCCAAAGAACUGCGUGAGAACAUCAUUGCUUCUGAAGUUGAAUUAAAAGCAGAAACAAGCGAUGUUUUAAAAGAUGAAGUCAGAACACUGUAUGAAAAUCUAGCUCAAAAAUUGUCUGAAGCUCUAUCGGCACUUGAAAAUACAUCAUUAGAAACUGUAGUUGAAAGCACUUCAAUCAACAAAAAUGACUUACAGCGUGUAACCGCAAUCACUGAAAACAUAAGAGCUGACCUGGUAGCCAUAACUUCCACUCAAGGUAUUCUUGACCAAACUAAAGACGUAAAACCUGAUCAAAUUACUAUGGAUAUCGCCCAAGUUAAGGUUCCUGAGUUUGAUGUCGGUCAGGUAUCUUUUAUUGAAAAAGAAGUUCUAAAUGCACCAAGUGGAAUUGCUGUUGAAGAUAAACCUGCAUCUGUUGAAAUACAGCAACUGAUUCCGGAAACUGAAGUACAAGAAACGAAAAGAGAAGACAACAUUACUGAAGUUGUCGAUACUAAUAGUAAACUCGUUGAAGCACUUGCCAUUACAGAUGGAGAACCUGUAGAAGACGUGAAAACAUGUGGAAUUAAUACCGUUGUGAUAGAACAAGCGACAUUGAAAACUGUGGAAUCUCUCGGAUUAGCGAGCACAGACACGCUCACACACACCAUUGAUCAAUUUUUGUCCGAUGAAAUUACAAAUAUAGUUAAAAAAUUGUCGGAGUCAUCUAACAAUUUAGAACUCUCUCAAUCCUUAAUAUUAGCUAAAGAACUUUUUAAUAACUUAAAUACUAGUCAAGCAACGCCAGGCGACCAUCAAGCUCAAUUAAUUCAAGAUUUAAAUAGUUCCUUACUGACAUUGCAACUAGUAGCACUAGAGAGCGUAGAACAACCAGAUCCAAUUGCAAGCAAAGAAGCGUUAUACAAAAUUCUCGAUGUGGCAGAGUCUUUAGCCACCAAACUCGAUCCUCUAUUAUCUUCAACACAUCAAGAUACUGGUAUAGAGAAUGAAACUAAAUUGCAAGAAUGUGAACUAGAUAAGACUGAAGUGCUAAACAAAGAAGAAAACGCUGAACCUGAUACAUCGCAGAUUUCACUUCAACAAACGAAUGUUGAUACUAAAACAUAUAUUAACAAAGAUACAGACAAUCCUCGUGGAUCGGCGGAACAUAGCAGUGAAAUAGACACCACGUCAACGGCUCGUGGCGAGAUAUUAGAAACAUUACUUAUAGAAUCUGCUAAAACGGUAAUGAUUCCGGUUGUCGGCAAUGUUUUGAGUGAAGAUUUGCCAUCUGUAUUAGAAUUGCUUACUCCGGACGUAUCUGUUGUUAAUCCAGAAUCAGGUGAUAUUCCACUUGGUGGUUUCAUAGAAGUUUCUUCAGAAGAAACCCAAGCAAUGGAAAUUAAAGAAGACACGAUGUUGAACAUUAAAACUGGAAAAACUGCUCUUAUUCAACACAUUAACGAAUUUAUAUCAGAUGAAACAAUAGAUUUAGUAUCUGCAAUCUCAGAGUUGAAAAAUUCUCAAGAAUUAAAAGAGUCGAUUGAACUAGCAAAAUUAUUAAAAGAAAGUGUUGAAAUAAUUGAAGGAGAAUCACUUGAAAACACUAAAGUUAAACAGGUUAAAUUAGCUCAAGAAUUACAAAAUGCUUUGAUGACAUUACACAAUAAGGCUUUGGAAAGUACUGAGGAUAUUAGUUCGAUGAGUAAGCCUAACGCUCUCCAAAAAGUGUCUGAAGUCAUCACACACUUGCAAGAAGAUUUAGAAAAGUCUACUGACAUAUUACCGGAAGUACUCCAGACUGCAGAAAUAGUUGAAAUCCCAGAUGAACAAAAUUCAAUGAAACAGCUUGAAAUACUGCUCCAAGAAGUGACGGAUAAAAUAAAUAUUCCUACAGUUAGAGAAGUUGAAGACACGGAAGCCCUAAGAGACGCACUGGAUGAAGUGCAGACGGUGAUCAUUAAACUAAAAUGUGAUUACGACGGAGCUGCAAACGACACUCUAAAUGAGACACUUGAAGAUUUGGAAUGCAGCGUGAGGAGUGUACAGUUACAAAUUAACGAAGAUAGUCCACCAGAAUUACUUAAAGAUGCGUGCGCGACAUUACAGCUGCUUGUCAACAAUAUGAGUGAAACUCAAGAAGUACAGGCUGCUGAAACUGUAUCCGUGGAGGUAAACAAUGAAAAUAUUCUCGAGAAAUGUUCCAGUGAGUCGAAUGAAACAAUGAAACUCUUAGAAGAAGCUUGUAAAGUUGAUGUUAAAAAUGAAAACUUGGCCGGUAUUGUGUCCAAUCUAAAUAUACUUAAAGACACGAUCAAAACGCUCAAGCUCAGUUUUGGAAGUAAUGCUGAAGUUUUAAUUGAAAAAGGAGUUGAAGUCACACAAACACUUGACCAGUUAGAAGACAAAGUAUUUUUGCUUGAAAAAGAAUUGGCUGAAGUUAAUCUUAGUACAGACAUCCGGGAUCAUAUACUAACAGCAGUUCAUUCUGUUUACGGAAGUAUAUCUAACAUGCGAGGUACAAUUUCAAGCAUACAAAAGAGAUAUAUGUUCGAAAACUAUGGGAAACCGUCAGAAACUUUAUUAAAAUCAAUUAAAAAUAUAUCUGGAAUACUAGACAUUGAAAAAGACGACCAAACUUGUUGGAAAUCAUUUACAAAAUCACUUCGUAAGGUAUUAAAUCAUUUCGAAGAUAUCAAAUUUUACAUCAAUCUAGAUAAAACAGCCAGACUUCCAAGCGAUGCCGCAUUUACUAAAAUCAUAUUAGAAGAGCUCAAAAGUAAUGUAUGUGAAGUACUCGUACCCAAAGCUUCAUUAUUAGAUGAAGAAGCAGUUAAAAAAGUUAAUGAUUUGAUAGAAUAUGUAAACAAAUGUCUUACAGACAUUGAGUCAAAGUCCACGCUAGAAGUUAAGGAAAAAAUCCCGGUAUUCAAAGAAAUCUCAGCUCAAAUACUUAAUGUGACUGAACUAAUAAAAACAAAAAUGACUGAAAAAGUUAAACAAUCAAUAUCCGGAAAACAAAACGAUCAUGAACUACUACAACAGGAAGCUACUUCAUUGGAAAAAGUAUCUCAAAAGCAAGAACUUAAGAUUGUGGCAGCUGAAGGAAAGUCAGAGUCAGGUGUAAAAUUUGACGAUGCUCGUACAUCUCAGGAAACGGAACCAAGAGAAGAGAGCUAUCAAGUACUGGAAACUGUGAGUCAAACGGAUGUCGGAGAAACGAGUACAAAGAAAGCUAAAGUACGCAAAACAGUUAUGAUUCAAGAAGUCGAUAUAAAUGAGAUUCAACAAAUUGCUACCGAGCUAGUUGAUGAAAUAGCCAUCCAGGCUAUAUUAGCUGUACAAAAUUUGGAAGAACUAGGUACGUUAGGCAGAGAAGCAACUGACACUGGAAUGCGAGAUGAUGAGAUUAUUCAAAACGCUGAAAUAAGUGAAAUAGCUGUAGAAGAAAGAAUUGUUUCUGAAGAACCAACUUUAACUAAUGUUGAAGCAGGUGAGAUUGCAACUGAAACAGAUCUUCCAGAAUAUCAGUUAGAAAGAAAAGAAGAACAAAAAAUAGACAUUCUCAACACUACACAAGACAAACAGAUACCAGCACAAUCAUCUGAGAUUGAAGCUGUAGUUUCAACUUCCGACGUAAAGACUGACAUGGAACAGGAACCGCAAACUAUGUCAAAAGAAGAACUAUCUGCAAAUAAAACUCAAAUAGAUAUGGAAGGUGAAAAAGAAACUCGUUUAUCAACACAAGUAGUUCAAGAGAUAAUGGAAAAAGAACAAGAUUUAGCGCAUGAUAUCCAAAAGGAAGAUAACAAAACAUGUUCAGAAGACAUUGACUCGGAAAAGCUUAUGGAAGAAGUACAAAGUCCUUCAAGUAGUUUAACUUCGGGAACUGGACGCUCCAAACUUUCUGCUUCCGAAAAAGAGGAUAGUAAUAAAAAUAAGGGUGAAAUUGAAUUUAGUCAAAUGGAAACAGACGAUCAGAACCAAACAGAGGCAGCAAGGCAAUCUGUGAGUAGUUCCAUAGAAAGUAAAGAUGCAGAUACUACUGAAAAUUUCCAAAAUCAGGUUACAAUCGAAUCUAAGAUUGAAGCAGUGGGAACUGAUCAAGAAACAGAGAGUUUCACUGAAAAGGAACAAGUGACGCGGGAAAUAAAAGAUUUGACAGAAAAAGACCAAGCACAGCUAGAAACAAAACAAGAAAUUCUGCAUCAAGUUGAUAAACAACAAGUCGAGAAAUCCGAGGAAAGAGAAACGUCAACCUCAGCAACCGGUAAAGAUUCAAAAGAAAAACCGGACAUAGAAGCCACCCACUCCGAGAAGUCCCGAGAAGAUGUUGUUUCUUUCGCAGAAAAUGAUGAAAAUCCUUCAUUAAAAAUAGAAACCAAGCAAGUUGAACUCACUGCAAAUGAAACAAAACAAGAUAAACUGGAGGUAAAACCUACAGACCUUGAAAAAAUAGUUGUCCAGCAAGUUGACCAAAUCGAAAAAGAAAGUGCGCAAAUAAUGAAUGAAUCAGAAGAUGGAGAAAUCGAACAAACUAAACGAAAAGAAAAAACUGAAGCUCAUGCAGAAGAAAACCAGAUAGAAAAUGAAGAAACAUUACAGGCUGAAACUAAACAACUAGAAAUGAAGACUGACGAUCUGGUAGGAUCGAAAGCUGAUUUAAAACAAAAGGACUUUGAGUCAGAAAAACAAUUAGAAGCAGAAGUUGUACAAAAACAAGCAGCUGAAAUAGAAACAAAGCCAGAUGAAGAUGAAGAAGGAAGUCCAAAAUUACCACAAAAGGAGAAACCAAUUGAAGAAGGAAAAAUUGAGGAUCCAGACUCAACUAAAGCACAAAAAGUAAAAGAACUAGUAAAGCCUAAAAUUGAAAAAGAAGAAUCAGAAAAAACCGAUCAACAACAAGAGGUAGUGUUUACAAAAUCGACAAAUGAAAAAAUGGAAGAAAAGAAAACAAAAGAUGACGAUCAGCUGUUGGAAACGGAAAAGAAACAAAGAAAGGAAGAAACAAAAACGAGAGAAGAAGCUGAAAAGAUUGAACAGCAAGAAAAAGAAGAAAUUACAACUUUAACUUUAAGAAAUGACGAAUCAAAAGACACCGAGGAAACAGUAGACUUAGAAGCCGAAAAGGAACAGCGAAAAGCAGAUAGUGCUGAUACGAAAUCCAAAGAGGGAGAAAGUAAAGUAAAACUUGAAGAUAAAAAUAAAGAAGAGAAGGAAAAUGAAGAUGCUAAACAGAUAACAGAAUAUGAAGCAGAAAAAUCAAGAAUAGAAAAUGAGAAAAAAGAACUAGAAAGACUUGAGUCAGAUAAAGACGUUGAAAUUAAAACAGAGAAAUCAAAACUUGAAAAUAAAAUGGAACUUGAACAACUAACAGCCAAACAGGCUCAAAGAGACGAAGAAGAUACCGCAAAAUUAGUGAAAGAAAUAACGCAUAAAGACGAAGAAGUGAAAUCGAGAUUUGAAGUUGAUAAAAAGGAAGAAGACGAAAGAAAGACAAAACAAGACGCUAAAAAAAUUAAAGAUGAUGAGGGCGAAUAUUCAAAGCAUGAAGCUGACAAGAAACGAAAAGAAAAAGAAGAAGCAGAUUUAGAUGCUAAAAUGAAACUUAAAGACGAAACAAAUGAAAAGCCAAUAUCUGAAAAGAAACAAACAGAGCAAAAACAAGGAGACAAGAAAGGAAGCAAAGAAGAUGAAGAAAAAGUAAAAGCUGAAGAAAAUAAACGUGAAGAAGAUUCCGCUAAAUUAGUAGAAAAGACGAACAAGGAAAAAUCUGCAUAUCUAGAAGCUGAAACUCAACAAAAAGAAGAAAAAAGGAAAGCAAAAACAGAUGCUCAGACGAAAAGCAAAGAAGAAGAGAAAGCAACCAUAGAAACUAAAAAUAAAAUAUUAAAGGAAGAAGAUAAAGCAAAAAUAGAUAAUGAGGAUAAGCAGAAAAAACAAGAGGAAAAAGCAAAAAUAGAUGUUGAUGAUAAACGUAAAGAGAAAGAAAAGGCCAUAUUAGAAGCGGAUAGGAAACAAAAAGAAGAAGAAAAAGCAAAAAAUGAUGCUGAGAAGAAACAAAGAGAGGAAAAAGAAAAAGCAAAAAUAGAUGCUGAUAAUAAACGCAAAGAGGAAGAAGAAAGGGCAAAAAUAAGAGCUGAGAAAGAACGCAAAGAGGAGGACGAAAAAGCAAAAACAGAUGCGGAGAAGAAACGCAAAGAGAAAGAAGUAAAUGCAAAACUUGAUGUGGAGAAGAAAUGCAAAGAGGAAGAAGAAAAAGCAAGAAUAGAAGCUGAAAAGAAACACAAAGAGGAAGAAGAAAAAGCAAAUAUAGAAGCUGAGAAGAAACGCAAAGAAGAAGAAGAACAAGCAAAACUUGAUGCGGAAAAGAAACGCAAAGAGGAAAAGCAAAAAUCAAAACUUGGUGCCGAGAAGGAAACCAAAGAGGAAGAAGAAAAAGCAGAAACAGAAGCGGAGAAGAAACGCAAAGAGGAAGAAGAAAAAGCGAAAAUAGGUGCGGAGAAGAAACGCAAAGAGGAAGAAGAACGAGCAAAACUUGAUGCGGAGAAGAAACGCAAAGAGGAAGAAGAACAAGCAAAACUUGAUGCGGAGAAGAAACGCAAAGAGGAAGAAGAAAAAGCAAGAAUAGAAGCUGAAAAGAAACACAAAGACGAAAGAGAAAAAGCAAAUAUAGAAGCUGAGAAGAAACGCAAAGAAGAAGAAGAACAAGCAAAACUUGAUGCGGAAAAGAAACGCAAAGAGGAAAAGGAAAAAUCAAAACUUGGUGCCGAGAAGGUAACCAAAGAGGAAGAAGAAAAAGCAGAAACAGAAGCGGAGAAGAAACGCAAAGAGGAAGAAGAAAAAGCAAAACUUGAUGCUGAGAAGAAACGCAAAGAGGAAGAAGAACGAGCAAAACUUGAUGCGGAAGAGAAACGCAAAGAGGAAGAAGAGAAAGCAAAAAUAGAAGCGGAGAAGAAACGCAAAGUGGAAGAAGAAAAAGCAAAACUAGAUGCGGAAGAGAAACGCAAAGAGGAAGAAGAAAAAGCAAAAAUAGGUGCGGAGAAGAAACGCAAAGAGGAAGAAGAACGAGCAAAACUUGAUGCGGAAAAGAAACGCAAAGAGGAAGAAGAAAAAGCAAAACUUGAUGCGGAGAAGAAACGCAAAGAAGAAAAAGCAAAACUAGAUGCGGAAGAGAAACGCAAAGACGAAGAAGAAAAAGCAAAACUUGAUGCUGAGAAGAAACGCAAAGAGGAAGAAGAACGAGCAAAACUUGAUGCGGAAGAGAAACGCAAAGAGGAAGAAGAGAAAGCAAAAAUAGAAGCGGAGAAGAAACGCAAAGAGGAAGAAGAAAAAGCAAAACUAGAUGCGGAAGAGAAACGCAAAAAGGAAGAAGAAAAAGCAAAAAUAGGUGCGGAGAAGAAACGCAAAGAGGAAGAAGAACUAGCAAAACUUGAUGCGGAAAAGAAACGCAAAGAGGAAGAAGAAAAAGCAAAACUUGAUGCGGAGAAGAAACGCAAAGAAGAAAAAGCAAAACUAGAUGCGGAAGAGAAACGCAAAGACGAAGAAGAAAAAGCAAAACUUGAGGCUGAGAAGAAACGCAAAGAGGAAGAAGAACGAGCAAAACUUGAUGCGGAAAAGAAACGCAAAGAGGAAGAAGAAAAAGCAAAAAUAGAUGCGGAGAAUAAACGCAAAGAAGAAGAAGAACAAGCAAAACUUGAUGCGGAGAAGAAACGCAAAGAGGAAGAACAAAAAGCAAAAAAAGAUGCGGAGAAGAAACGCAAAGAGGAAGAAGAAAAAGCAAAACUUGAUGCGGAGAAGAAACGCAAAGAGGAAAAAGAAAAAGCAAAAAUAGAAGCGGAGAAGAAACGCAAAGAGGAAGAAGAAAAAGCAAAAAUAGAUGCGGAGAAUAAACGCAAAGAGGAAGAAGAACAAGCAAAACUUGAUGCGGAGAAGAAACGCAAAGAGGAAGAACAAAAAGCAAAAAUAGAAGCGGAGAAGAAACGCAAAGAGGAAGAAGAAAAAGCAAAACUUGAUGCGGAGAAGAAACGCAAAGAGGAAGAAGAAAAAGCAAAAAUUGAAGCGGAGAAGAAACGCAAAGAGGAAGAAGAAAAAGCAAAAAUAGAAGCGGAGAAGAAACGCAAAGAGGAAGAAGAAAAAGCAAAACUUGAUGCGGAGAAGAAACGCAAAGAGGAAGAACAAAAUGCAGAAACAGAAGCGGAGAAGAAACGCAAAGAGGAAGAAGAAAAAGCAAAACUUGAUGCUGAGAAGAAACGCAAAGAGGAAGAAGAAAAAGCAAAACUUGAUGUGGAAAAGAAACGCAAAGAGGAAGAAGAAAAAGCAAAACUUGUUGCUGAGAAGAAACGCAAAGAGGAAGAAGAAAAAGCUAAACUAGAUGCGGAAAAGAAACGCAAAGAGGAAGAAGAACAAGCAAAACUUGAUGCGGAGAAGAAACGCAAAGAGGAAGAAGAAAAAGCAAAACUUGAUGCGGAGAUGAAACGCAAAGAGAAAGAAGAAAAAGCAAAAAUAGAUGCGGAGAAGAAACGCAAAGAGGAAGAAGAAAAAGCGAAACUUGAUGCGGAGAAGAAACGCAAAGAGGAAGAACAAAAAUCAAAAAUAGAAGCGGAGAAGAAACUCAAACAGGAAGAAGAAAAAGCAAAACUUGAUGCGGAGAAGAAACACAAAGAGGAAGAAGAAAAAACAAAACAUGAUGCGGAGAACAAACGUAAAGAGGAAGAAGAAAAAGCAAAAAUAGCAGCUGAGAAGAAACAGAAAGAAGAACAAGAGAAAUCAAAAUUAGAAGCUGAAACUAAACGUAAAGACCAAGAGAAGAAGCAGAAGAAAGCGGAGAAAAAACGAAAAGAAGAAGAUACCAAAUUGGACAAAGAUAAGAAACUGAAAGAGAACAAAGAACAAGAAGAGCUACUCGAAACCCAAUCUGAAAAACGAGAUAAAGAAAAGAGGGCAGCUGAUAAAAGACUUAAACAGGAAGAGAAGGAAAGGUAUGAGAUGGAGAUGAAAGUUCAAAAAGAAAAGGAAGAAUUAGAACAAAAAAUCAAAGAAGAAGAAAGGAUAAAAGAAAAACAAAUACAGGAAACAAAAGCAAGAGAUGAAAAAUGUAAGCAAGAAAAAGAAGAAAAAAAAGAGAGAGAACAGAAAAGAAUAGAGAAACUAGAAAAAGCAAAAGAGGAACAAAAAAUUCAUGAAGAUGAAGAGAAAGCAAGAUUAGAGAAGAAAAGAAUCGCUAAAAAGAAACGAGAAGAUGAAGACGCACGCCUUAAAUUAGAGGAUGAAAAAAUUGAAAAAUCAAGAAAAGAAGCAGCGAAGAAGAGAAAAGUUGAAGAAAAACUUCGUCUUGCGGAAGAACAAGAACAACUUGAAAAAAGAGAACAGGAAAUGAGAGAGACAGAAAGAAGAAUACGCGAAGAGAGACGACGAGACAUAGAGAAAGAUUUAUUUGAUACCAAACAGAAGCCAUCCACAUCAGGGCUUGAACCUUUAUCAGAAUCGAGACCGAGAAACGGCGAUAUUUUCGUAAAACGCGGAACUGACGAGGAUCAUUACAUAAAAGAAUAUCACUAUGAACCAACAAAGGAAAGAUCUCAAGACCGGUCCAAGUUUGUGGAUCACAACCAUAGGGAUUACACGAUGGAAUUUAUUCGGCCAUCUAGCUACAGAGAAAAAACAUUUGAACACGAAAGGUUCUCAGAAAGAGAAAGUUUGGGUAGAAAUGCUACCAUAUACAAAGCCCAAACUAUAAUUUUGGAUUCACAACUAAGAUCGUCUGUCCCGCCAUUGGCUGAGAGGAGUGAGUCUGAAAGACGGGAUAGGUUUGACAGAGGUGAAUCCGAGAGACGAGUAGACCGUCACAGAUCCAAAGCUCUAAGCGAAGCUAGGAGUUUAAUAUCGGAGAAACGUUCCAGUGUUUCCAGGGAUUUGAAGAGAAAACCAGUAUUUUCGACAUACCUUACUGAUCGAACUGCCGUCGAAGGUUCAAGAGUAAAACUGACAUGCAGUGUUUUGUCCUCAAGUGAUCCUAAAAUCACAUGGUACAGGAAUGGCAUUCUUUUGGACAACAAAUUAAAGUAUAGAACAAAAUUCAUCGAUGGGUUAAUAACCCUAGAAGUUUUAAAUGCCGUUGUCAGUGAUUCUGCUGAAUACAGCUGCACUGUAGAGAAUGAGAAUGGAUCGGUCAAUACUUCCGCUAAUCUGAAAGUGUACCCCAGCUUUGAGGCGUCUCCUAUACCGCCAACAUUUACGAGGUCUAUUCGUGACACAUACCACCUAGCUGAAAACGAAUUAGUAUUGGAAUGUCGAAUUCGCGGUCAACCUCUACCUACAAUCACUUGGCUGAAGGAUGAUAAACCAGUGUCCAAUAACGAGAGAUACCAAGCUUACUACUUAGCUGAUGGAGUCUGCAGAUUGGCCAUCAGCUCACCAACACCAGAAGACAGUGGAAAGUACACCUGCAAAGCUGAGAAUUCAGUUUGGAGCGAUCAAAUAACUCAUGUUGUAAACUUUACCGGAAAGGAAAGCCGUUUGAGUCCAAACAUAGCCACAAUCGAACGCUCUCGCUUCAACCGCCAAGCGAUGGAAUCCCGUCGUCCUCACUUUACCAACGUACUCUCCGACUACAAGGUGGCGAAAGGCGGUACUAUAGGGCUCCAAGUAGAGAUCAGAGGCUGUCCUACCAGGGUAGAAUGGCUUCGAGAAGGUCGUUCUGUCACUGAAGUGUACAGAAAUGCAAGAACAUUUGUUGAACAAGGCUUGUAUACAUUAGCGUUGUCUGAUGUAACGGAAAAGGAAUCGGGAAUGUACACCUGCAGGGCUUGGAGUACUCAUGGCAAUGUGGACAUGAAUGCUGCAAUCACUGUAGUGGCGAAUGAAGUUGAAGGCAAGCCUGCCAUUAUUGCUGGAAGACCAGACAAGGAUAUUCUCAUUUCUGUUGGUGAAGACAUUAACAUUUCCUUCAGAGUCCAGGGCGAACCGAAGCCUAAAGUGGUCUUCAUGAAAGGCAUACGAGACAUCACUACGAGCCAGCGAGUUUGCAAGAUGACCUCAGAUGACUACGUAAAGUUUACGCUGAAGAGAUCUGUGGUGUCGGACGCUGGUACCUACUGCAUACUAGCGAGGAACGCGUAUGGCUGCGACCGGGCUUUUGUUACAGUAGUGGUGAGACAACGAGCCUCUUCGGACAACUUAAUAUCAGACUGGACGUAUCCCAUGGAUGAUUCAGCCGUAUCAGUCGCUGAGAGGAAGUAUAAAUCCGUGCCGGACCGCAUCCCGGGUGAGCCGAGCGUCGUGGACGGAGGCAACAACUGGGUUUCUCUCGCCUGGCCAAAAGCAGACCCUCGCGACACCGCUCCAGUCCUCGCUUACAAAAUAGAGAGCUGGCUUCUGGGAAAGGAGGGCGGCGCUCGCUGGGUUGAACUCGGAAUCACACCUCUAAACUCUUUCGAUGCCUUCAACUUGAAACAAGGAGAGGAAUAUCACUUCCGAGUGACUCCUAGAAACAGAUACGGGUGGGGAGAAGCUGUACAGACAUCCUCUCCGGUCGGCAUCGGCUUGGCUGGUGACAGGCCGGAGUUUGUGGACAUUUUGCCCGGUCAACUGAAGGUGUUAGCUGGCGAGACGGCGAACUUAAGCUGCAGUGUGAAGGGCAAGCCUUUGCCUGAAAUAGUUUGGAUGAAGAAUGGGCACGAGAUCGAGGAAGAGAGCCGGGUGACGACGUUGUACAACGGUCAAGAUUGUUCAUUGACCAUCAAGGAUAUUUGCAUCGAGGAUGAGGCGCGGUACAGCUGCGAGGCAUCCAACGUCCACGGCAGGGCCUCCACAUACGCGAGGCUGGCCGUCGUCACCGACAGACUGAUAUGGGAAGCCGAUGCUAAGCUAAAGAGGGAACGGUCCCAAGAUGCGGAGGGUGACUAUCCACCGCAGUUCACAAUGCGGCUGCGAGACCGACGGGUCCAAGCGACCUACCCAGUCCGGUUGACCUGCCAGGUCGUCGGCAACCCUCCACCGACCCUCACAUGGUUCAAAGAUGGAGAGCUCCUUGUGUUUGACAGUCGGCGCACAAAUUACCAGGACGAGCACUUCCACACAUUGGAGAUAGCCCCCACCACGCUUGAGGAUGGAGGGGUUUACGAAGCCAUGGCAAGGAACAGCUCUGGAGCAGUCAGUUGUCGAUGCAGUCUUGUUGUGGACAAAGGCAUCAGGGCAUACGUUGCUCCCGAGUUCUGCUGCGGUCUCGAACCUUUGUACAGGCUAUCUGAAGGUGAAGAGCUCAGAAUCUCAGCAGUUGUGGAAGCUUACCCAUCAGUUGGAGUGACCUGGUACCGCGAUGGCGUUCGCUUACGACCCAGUCGACGCGCCAUCAUGACGCUAGAUCGAGAUGGCCAAAUAGAACUGGCUUUAGCAGCAGUUACUGGGAGAGAUGCUGGAGUGUACACCUGCACAGCUUCUAAUGAAGUAGGACGAGCGUCCACGUCAGGGAAGGUUGAAGUGAUUGAGGGAGAUCAGCCUAGAGAGAAGCGGACACCACCGGUUGUGAUUAACGCUCCUGAUGAACCGUAUUCGAAGGAGCCAAUGUUCAUUCGAAAGCCGCGGUCUAGUGAGGCCCGGGAAGGAGACACUGUAAUCAUAGCUUGCGAAGUCAUCGGAGACCCCAAGCCUGACGUCUACUGGCUGAGAGACUUCCUGAAGCCGGAUUAUUACCGCGACGCGACCCAUUUCAAGAGAGUCGGCGAUGGUCCAGAGUACCGGUUUGAAAUACCACACGCCAAGCUGGAUUACACCGGAGCCUACUCUGUAGUCGCCAAGAACGUGCAUGGAGAAGCUAAAGCGAUCAUCUCCUUGCAGAUAUUGGCUAAAGAUCCUACGUCUUCCGAUGAUUCCCACAAUGUGAGAUAUGGUCGCGUGGAUGUCAUACCUCGCUUCGAGAGGGAGCUGACAGACUUGCUGUCGUACGAUGGUGAUGCAGUGGAAUUCGAGUGCCAUGUCUCUGGCAACCCCGAACCAGACAUCAGGUGGUUCCAUUACAAUGAGUUGAUUCGUGACUGUCCGGACUUCGAAUCCACAUUUGAGGAUGGUGCAGCUCGGCUGAAGAUCAAGCAAGUUACUGCUGAGGAUGAGGGCACUUACUCCUGCGAGGCUGCCAACAACCUCGGCAAGGCAACGUCCAGCGCUUGCCUCGUCGUUUACCCUCCUGGAGAACCAAACACGCUAAGUCAGAGGCUGCGACGUCCACCAGCAUUGCUGUCUGCUGCCUCCACUCCUCGCUCAACACCACGAAGUACGCCCGCCAGAUCCGUCUCCAGAACACCUGGCCCUGACCCCCGCCGUCUAUGCAGUCCGUCCCGGCAAAUGGCGCCUUCAUUCUACACGUACCCCUUCAACAAAGUGGUUGAAGAAGGAGACCAUGUCACUUUCAAAUGUGCAGUCAAAGGCCAACCAUCCCCUUGGACUACUUGGGACAAAGACGGCAUCAUCAUAACCCCAUCAGCCAGAAUAACUAUGAAGGAAAAGGAUGAUAUGCUAAGAAUCCUUGAGAUUGAACAGGUCUCUAUUGAAGAUGUUGGAAUUUAUAGAAUUACUAUUGAGAAUGAGUUCGGAAGGGCCGAGGCGACUGCGAGGUUGGAGGUUAUAACGCAAAAGGGCAAGUUCUAUGGUGGAGUGCGGGCGUACAGUGCGUCACCAAGGAAGUCCCUCUCGUAUAGGAGGUACCCGUCCGUGCCUAGACAAGACUGAAGACCAAGUUCGGUAUGAUCAUGAAAGGAAACACCGCGUGUGAAGAUAUAUUUAUAAUAAACGUAAUGAUUUGUUUUUUCUUUCUAUUGUAAUUUAUUUUCUAUGCAUUUUACUUAUUACUUUUUUUACUAUUAUGACUUAACUUUGUUUGAACAAAGUUAGAAAUGUUAAGUUUUUUGUUUUUUUUCUGUUUGUUUAUUUAUAAGGUCGGGUUAAAAUAAUGAAAGAAGACGAACACAUUUUAGUGAUCACAUUUUGUAUUUUCAUUCACAUUUAGAUUUUAAAGAGAAAAUUUGUAAAAAAAAGCACUCAUAGUGUAACAAUCAUCUUUAUACAUUAUAACACUAACUAUUUAUAUAAUUAUAGAACACAUAAAUCUACAUUUUCUUUAAAUACUUGCAGAGUUUACGAUUAAAUAUAUUGAAUAAUUAUAUGUCUUUGUUUCAUUGUUAUUUUACAAUUGAUUAUAUACAUAUCUACCUAUUUGUUUCAUUUUAUAUGGAAUAUUUUUU
Messenger RNA from Spodoptera exigua (beet armyworm), 19334 nucleotides. NCBI's taxonomy places the organism in Eukaryota, Metazoa, Arthropoda, Insecta, Lepidoptera, Noctuidae. The record is from the annotation of a GenBank genome assembly.